GGUUUACAAAUUACAAUACACACACAGUCGAUUAAGCAAGAAGCUGGUGGUGGGAGAAGACACACACUUUGUUCUUAUUGAACUCGCAUCCGAAAUCUCAGAAUGUGUGCUUUGAGAGCGUUGACAAGAUCUGUGUGCAGCAGGAGCACCUCCUCCUACUAUAAAACCCUCAAUUUCAACACACUCUACCACCACCAAACCCGCCGGAAUCUAAUUCUCGACUCUUCCGCUUCUGAAUUCGUCAAGCUUCACAAACUCACUGGCUCAGAUUCCGGGAUUAUCGAGGUUAGCUUGGACAGGCCUGAAGCUAAAAAUGCUAUAGGGAAAGAGAUGUUGCGAGGCCUAAGUCAUGUGUUUGAAUUGAUUAAUCAGAACUCCAGUGCUAAUGUUGCCAUGAUCUGCAGUUCAGUUCCUGGGGUAUUUUCUGCUGGGGCUGAUUUAAAGGAGCGAAGGACCAUGAAUCAAUUUGAGGUUAAGGCUUUUGUGAAAUCUCUUCGCUCCGCAUUUUCAUUUCUAGAGGCAGUUUGUGUACCAACUAUUGCUGUUAUUGAUGGAGUAGCUCUUGGUGGUGGACUUGAAAUGGCUCUGGCAUGUGAUAUUCGAAUAUGUGGAGAAAAUGCUCUGAUGGGUUUGCCAGAGACAGGACUUGCUAUAAUCCCUGGGGCAGGUGGAACACAGCGACUACCUAGAUUGGUUGGAAAAGCAAUAGCAAAGGAUAUUAUAUUUACUGGUCGAAAGAUUAAUGGCAAAGAGGCUCUGUCCAUGGGUCUAGUAAAUUACUGUGUUCCUGCUGGUGAAGCUUAUUCCAAGGCACUUGCAGUUGCUCGGGAUAUCAACCAGAAGGGUCCUAUAGCUUUAAGGAUGGCUAAAAGAGCUAUUAACGAGGGAGUUGAGACUGAUUUAACAUCAGCUUUGGUUUUGGAAGAAGAUUGCUAUGAUCAAGUGUUGAAUACUAAAGAUCGACUUGAAGGCUUGGCUGCAUUUGCUGAUAAGCGGAAACCAAGGUAUACGGGUGAGUGAAAGGAGUGGUGGUAUUCUGAUUAUUACCUCUCUUUGUUGCUAGAGAGGUUUGUCAAUCAUGUAUUGAUUAAUGUGAUAUGAGCCUGAAGGCAGCUUCCUAGAUGAGGAACUGCCAGUCUGCCACUACAAUUUGCCCCUUGUACAGGGAAAUUGCCGAAGAUGAAAAGUGCCACAUUCUAAUUAUGCACCUUGAGAUACUGUAUUCCCGAUAAAGCAAUUAAUUUCUUCUUUCUCUUUA
This is a messenger RNA of Lotus japonicus, 1258 nucleotides long. Its product is annotated as probable enoyl-CoA hydratase 2, mitochondrial. Gene Ontology annotation, cellular component: mitochondrion. The transcript is spliced from 8 exons. Lineage: Eukaryota; Viridiplantae; Streptophyta; Magnoliopsida; Fabales; Fabaceae. Gene Ontology annotation, molecular function: enoyl-CoA hydratase activity. Gene Ontology annotation, biological process: fatty acid beta-oxidation. The record is from RefSeq and is a predicted model, not a curated record. Bases 103 to 1020 code for a protein of 305 amino acids.